UUCUAAAACACAGUAUCUAUGGAAAAUAUUUAAAAUUAUGAUCAAGUUUUCAGUUUUUAAGCAAUGAGUAAUUAAAUUAAUUAUAAUAAUAAUAUCCCCAUCGCCCACUGGUUUUCCAGUGCAAUCAGUCAACGCAGGGCAGCUUGUGGCGAGCUGUUGGGGAGUAGCGACCCCACGUACCCGAGUACUCCUGGGGAGUUCUGUUACCCGUAGGAAGGUGGGUUGGACAGGAUUCUCUACCUCUGGCUUGUCUUAGUUGGCCGUCCAGAGUGGAGUCGUUAGAGCUAUACGCUCCAUGGUGGAAGUGAAAAUUUGCAUAAGACGCGACUUGGCACAGUGGCUGUUAACAGCCACUGGGUAGAAAGCGGUGUACACCUCUCGACACCCUGAGCCUUCACACCGGUGUUGCCCUUGAGCGAUCUUUGAUGUCGCUUUUUUGUGGGGGCCCAUUUUGUGGAGGCAAGUCACCGUCUGCCGGAAAUAAGAUUGUAUACCAUUUUAUUAGGCAGGCGUCCAGUUUUUUAUCACAUAGCCUAGUACUUAGUCCAUCGCUCUCACCCAAUAACCCAGUUCAUUUUAGAUUCCAUCAACUUCCAAUAGUCUCUUACACCCUGGCGGGUGCUGUCUCUGCGUGCGUCCCAUGACACGGGCAAGGACAGCAUCCGCUCGGUGUACCCCUUACAUUUCAUUAAAGUGUCAAACCCUUUUGACACUUUAAUGAAAUUUAAUCUUUAUGCAGGAUGGCUAAAAUUAGGUACAUUCCCGUUAGGGCUAUGUAAAUGAGUUUUUUUUUUUGUAAUAGUUAGCAAAAAGCAGACGGACCAGCUGAUGCAAAACAGUUACUCGUAUCAUUGCCCAAGGACAUUUAUAAGCAACGUUACCACCUAGUUUUUACCAGUGGCGGUGGAUUUUUUCUCCACCUUUUACCACUUAAUUUUGAACCAUCACAAUAUUUUGGUGGUAACUCCUGGGGUUUCUUCCCAGUAGUCACCACUGGUAAAAACUUGGUGGUAACUACUGGGUAUUACCACAUUAGAGGAGUCACUUUAAAAUAUUAAAAAUUGUUCUUAAUUACUUUUGAGUCUCGAUCGACGAAUUAUAAGUCGGCCAAUAGAAACACACACGUUGCAAGGGGCAAAAACUGUUCAAAAUUGAACAUAAUAACCAGAUACUCACCGAUUAUACAUCCCAAAUCUAACACGUAGCUAUAAAAACAAUAAAAAAACCUUACAUUUCAUUAAAGUGUCAAAAGGGCCUCUACGUGUUGGCUUCGGCUCCGCGCACGCCUCCCAAAGGUCCGGAACACCAUUGUUCCGUGAUGGGAAAGACAUAAUAAUAUAAUAAAUAAUAAAUAAAUAACUUUUUAUUGUACAUAAAAGAAGAGUUACAUGAUAACACAGUACACAAGAAGUUUGUACAAACAUGUCAGUAUUCAGUAGUCAAACUAUUGACCCCUAAACUAGGUAAAAAACCUGUGCCUUAGGGGCUAGAGUUCGUCCAAAAUCGAUGUCGAAAUAAUGUUUUUAGGUCGUGUAACAGCAAAAAGUUAACAUAAGACUAAUUAUUAGCUAUAUACAGUUACAAAAACAGUACCAAAUUAAGAAAUAAACUUUAAAUUAAAUAUUUAGCUAGUUGCCUUUGCCUAAGAAAUUAUAGUGAGGAGAUUUUCAGUCUCACUGUAUGUUAAUUUUUUAAUAUCAUAUUUAGUAAGGAAAAUGUAUAGGUACCCAAAACAUUUACAAUCGAGAUUUCAUUAAGUAAGACUGCUUGGAGGUACGAGUACAUACUGAUGUUGUUACUGGCCACUUGAAAAUGAAGUGCUUUAGAAAGACAGAUAAUGACAAUUGCAAUUAAUUCCUUUCGCCUGAACAUUAUUACAAUCGAGAUAUUUCACAAUGGAGAACAAUAUAGAUUUGAUUUUUAUAAAUAAUCAAAAAGGUCGCCCAGCUCUUGUGUACGAUGGGCACAAAUAUAAUUUCGGUUACACCAACAAAAAUAACACUAGUAUGUGGCGAUGCAUCAAUCGCCCAGAAUGCAAUGCAUCGGUCACAUUGAAUUCUCAUAAAGAUGCAGUGCUCCGCGAAAGUGCACAUAUUUGCAAUUCUCACCAUAAUGAGAACAUUAGGGAUGUUGUGAUGGAUUCGUGCAAAAAAGCUGUGUGUGAACGAAUGUCACCUGUAAAACAAAUAUUUGAGGAAGCUGUGACGGAAAUUGUCGAGACUGAUCAGAGUUUUGUUAUGUGUUCAUACAAAGAAAAAAGGAGUGCUUUAUACAGAGCGAGGAAGAAAUUCUUAGGGCAGCACAAAACUGAUUUUUUAAAUUUACGGGAUGUUAAAAUUCCUGAAAUGCUUAAAAAAGAUUUCUUAGCAAUCGAAGACGGAACAGAAGAGAAAAUAUUAAUCUUUGCAACACCUACGGGCAGACUGUAUAUAAACAAUGCCGAUGGUAACCAUCAAUACUUUGGAGAUGGUAACUUCAAAAGGAAACCUAAACCUUUUAAACAACUAUUCUCCAUACAUGUUGAUCUUGUUAAAAAUGGAAGAUCGAGUAAUGUGGUGCCAAUUAUUUUCGCUCUGCUUCCUAACAAGACGCAAGACACUUACUAUCGACUAUUUACACUAUUAAGAGAUGAAUUGAACUUGGAAAUCAGAAAUUUUAAAUGUGAUUUCGAAGUUGCUAUUAUAAAUGCAUGCAAGGCUGUUUUUCCGAAUGUCCGUUUAACAGGCUGUUACUUCCAUUUUUCUCGUGCUGUAAGGAAGAACGCCAGAAAGUUCAAGGCUAACACAACAGCAGAAAGCCGCGAGAUUAUUGAGAUGUGUGCGAAUUUGUCUCUACUACCAGAAACAGAGAUUAACAAUUGCUGGCUCAACAUAAUUGAAAUCGCACCAGGAACCGAUGAAAUGGAAUUGUUUAUAGGCUACAUGCAGAGACAGUGGAUAAGGUUAGGUCCAUCAAUGUUGAGUUGUGCUCAAGACAAACACCGGACGGAUAACCCGAUUGAAGGUUGGCAUAACCGCCUUAACCACCGUAUGCCUUACAAACCAACUUUGAUUCGGUUUGUACACAGGUUGAGAGUAGAGGCAAGAUAUCAAAACACAAGAAUAAUUAAUUCGCUAUUCUCGACCAUGACUAGAAAACGGAAAGAUAUUCUUUUUGACAAUCAAUAUCGCUUUCACCUGAAAGAUUUAAACGACGGAUUUAUAACUGCAGUAGAGUUCUUGAAAAAUAUGUGUGCAGUAAGACAACGUUUUCAUUAAAUAUUAAACAGUAGCAGUAUAGUGGGUAUAAUUAUUAAAGGAUGCAUUCAUAAAAGCUACUCGUAAUUAGGUAUUUAUUUUUUUAAAGCCGGAACCAUAGAACAGUGUCAUUUCCAUUAUUAUAAGAACGCAGUAUGACUUCUUCAGCUUGGCAAUAUGAUUUUUAAUGCCCAGGAGCCCUACUACAAGAACCAAUAAGUAUGCAAACGACACUGUUCUAAGGUGCCUGCUAUAUUUUAGCAAAGAAGUGUUCUGUUAUGUUGUUGUACUUGUUGUUGAUUUUAAUUUGUGACACGUAUUUAAGUAAAAAUACAAUUACAAAGGAAACGAAUGUAACUUUUAGAUGUAAGUUUAAAUUCUUGUAAGUUUAUUUAUUUCAAUAAACAUUUUUGUCAAUUU
This is a messenger RNA of Cydia pomonella (codling moth), 3656 nucleotides long. RefSeq lists its product as uncharacterized. Lineage: Eukaryota; Metazoa; Arthropoda; Insecta; Lepidoptera; Tortricidae. The record is from RefSeq and is a predicted model, not a curated record. The transcript has a single exon. Bases 1896 to 3257 code for a protein of 453 amino acids.